AUGCGCUCUAUACUCUGCCCCAACUCUGAGCCUUGCAUUAUGGAUGGAUGGUGCGGUAUUUAUGAAUGGAUCUAG
Molecule: messenger RNA, 75 nt
Organism: Blumeria graminis f. sp. triticale
Lineage: Eukaryota; Fungi; Ascomycota; Leotiomycetes; Helotiales; Erysiphaceae
Source: the annotation of a GenBank genome assembly